Messenger RNA from Nelumbo nucifera (sacred lotus), 894 nucleotides. The record is from RefSeq and is a predicted model, not a curated record. Lineage: Eukaryota; Viridiplantae; Streptophyta; Magnoliopsida; Proteales; Nelumbonaceae.
AUGGCCUAUAAUAAGGAUUUCAGAGACCUUACUAGUUUUGUGGUAGGGGAUGGAUCUAAAAUCAGAUUUUGGGAGGAUGAAUGGUGUGGGGUGGGUAAACUAUGUGAGUUAUACCUGAGGCUAUACAAAUUAUCAGACGCUGAAAUCACUAUUGGUGAAUGUUAUGAAAGAAGGGAGAAUCAGUUGAUUUGGAGCCAACAAUUUAGGAGGCCUCUACUGGACAGAGAAGUUGAAGAAUGCAUCUUGCUAUUAGAAAAACUUGAGGGGAUAAAACCAGCAUUUCAGCAGAGAGAGAAGCUGUGGUGGAAGGAGGGGAAGAAUAGCAAAUUUACAGUUAAGCCAUGCUAUAUGGCUCUCAGCAGUUCCAUCUCAGCCUCAAGUCAUAUUAAAGGCACUUGGGAAAACCCAGUCCCCCCAAGAGUUGAGGCUUUGGCAUGGCUGGUAGCCAUGGACAGUGUAUUGACAGUUGAUCAUCUGAAAUCGAGGGGUUUCAGCAUGGCUAACAGAUGUUGUCUGUGUGAGGGACAGGAAGAGGAUGCUACUCACCUAUUCAUAUGUUGUAAGUUCUCAAGCUUCUUGUGGAAAGUAUUCACAUCCAUGUUCGGGGCCUCAGACUUUCACCCAACUUUAAUAACAGAAAUCUUUUCUACUUGGCCCAGGCUGAGUGGGAGCAAGAAGGUAAAUUUGCUAUGGAGAUGUAUCCUAUUUGCAAUCUAUUGGAACAUUUGGAAGGAGAUGAACAGAAGGAUAUUCGAAGAUAAAGCUUUCAACAUGGACAAGAUCGUUGCUGCUGUGGGCAGAUCAGUGGUAGAUUGGUUGCUGAUUCUUCCAGAGUUCAGCCAAGCAGAAAGAGAAGACUUCGUCAUUAGAUUAGGAGAAUUCCUGGAUUUUUAG